GCCAGGCUAACAUGGCGGGCUCCACACCACAAGGGCGCUUGAUUGACGGCACGCUCCCGUUGCGCAUGACGAACAUCCACCCUUAGCGGGGAGAGGCGCCUUUCACCCCUUGCUCGCGGGUCGCAGCCCAGAAAUGCGUUCUGUGCGCGACCAUCAGCGCGACUGUGGUUCGUCGAGAGCACUGGAAGCAGCAGCAGCAUCAUCCCUCUGCGCGCCAUCGAGAUCGUGGGCGCCUCCGUGGACGCUUGCGGCGCGAGUCAAUCGACCAUGCUAGCCAUGCACUCUUUCACUCUGACACCGACGCUCCUACCUCUGCAACGCAAUCAUGCCCACGUAGACCCACAGUCGUUCAAGCCCUGCCAUCUGUCGAUUGCCAUCCGUGUAUCACCGGACGAUCCUGGGCACGAUAUCGGGCGCGCAUCGCGUUGCACAUCAACGGGCGGGCAUAUCAAGCUGCAUGCACUCCCGAUUGGGUUGGACGCAGGAACCCCCUUAAGAAGCCAUGUAGCCCCUCUGCUCAUAUCCAACACGGCAAUAAAACUGACAAGCAUCAACCCACAUAACUUGUCGACCUGCUGGCCGCGGCGAACACUUCGCUUCUACGGCCUUCCUCGUUCCAAUGGUUCAAUGCCUUGCGAAGCCACACAAGUGUUUCCACGGCGCCCCAGUCGACGGAAACGAGCAGCCCAAGCGAGAGCGAGGGCGAGCCCGACGGGUAAAUAAGCCCUCUCCAAUACCAUGUCGCUCCCACCUGCUGCCAUGGUUCUGCUGCAGCGCUCCGCCAAUGCAACAUUCGUCCCGCACCUGCAUGCAUCCUCUGCCGUCCCA
Molecule: messenger RNA, 828 nt
Organism: Paraphaeosphaeria sporulosa
Lineage: Eukaryota; Fungi; Ascomycota; Dothideomycetes; Pleosporales; Didymosphaeriaceae
Exons: 1
Coding region: 268-723 (151 amino acids)
Source: RefSeq, a predicted model, not a curated record